UGUCAGGCGCGCUCUGAGGCCCUCCUUCAAGGUGGAGCCGGCGUUUCGUCACGCCCCUCAAAUCAACUUCCGCUCGGGGGAAGUGGCUUCCGGGCUCUUUAGCGCCCUGCGCGGUGCCAUGGCCGAGAAGCAGUCGCUCCGGCUGUUGUGCCUGGCGGGCUUCCGUCAGAGCGAGCGGGGCUUCCGCGAAAAGACCGGAGCUCUUAGGAAGGCGCUGCGGGGCCGUGCCGAGCUCGUGUGUCUUAGCGGCCCGCACCUGGUCGCGGACGCAGCGGGCCCCGAGAGCGUCGGGCCAGAUUCCGGGCCCUGCCUUCCGGAGGAGCAGCCUCGAGGCUGGUGGUUUUCAGAACAGGAGACAGAUGUUUUCUCUGCACUGAAAGAGCCCGCGGUGUGCAGAGGUCUGGAGGAAGCCCUGGGGACGGUGGCACAGGCGCUGACCAAGCUGGGGCCUUUUGAUGGGAUCCUUGGUUUCAGCCAGGGGGCCGCGCUAGCAGCCCAGGUGUGUGCGCUUGGCCAGGCUGGGGAUUCCCGCUUCCCUUUGCCACGGUUUAUCAUCCUGGUAUCUGGUUUCUGUCCCCGAGGCCUUGGCUUCAAGGAAUCCAUCCUGCAGAGCCCCUUGUCACUGCCUUCACUCCAUGUUUUUGGUGACACUGACCGCAUCAUCCCCUCUCAGGCAAGUAUGCAACUGGCUGGCCGAUUUGCUGGAGCCAUCACCCUCACCCAUUCUGGUGGCCACUUCAUUCCAGCAGCUGCACCCCAACGCCAGGCCUACCUCACUUUCUUGGACCAGUUUGCAAAGUGAAAGAUCCCUUACAUCCCCUACAUGACCUUUGGGCAGCUUCUGUAGUCUCUUCCCUCCCCUUUUCUCUACCCUGGAACCUCCACGCUGUUAGUGUUCCUCACCAUCACCAAUUAAGAGACAAAUAUGAAUUCUUUAGAUUCAAAUUUUACAAGCCCGGCUGUGCACUCAAGAAAAAAGGGAGCAGAAGAUCUUAAUGGACUUUCAUCCUAACAUGUGACACACAUGAAAAAGGCCUGUGGAGCCCUAGAUGAAUGGAGGGUGACAUGGGAAAAGUUGGGGCUGGCACCACUGUGACUGCCACACAAUAAAGUGUGAGUUGGAUUUUGAGCAUCUUUUUCCUGAUACACAGAAAAAAAACAUUUUAUAAUGGAAAUAUGGAUUCCUGGCCAUCCACAGAACCAGUUAGGAGCUCCCAGGACAAGUUCAUGCAUAUGUGCAUAUAUACGCUCACAUUUUUGGUGGAAGUUUUAAAAGUCCCAGGCUAAAGGAAAGGAGGCCUCGGUGGCUGAAUCAGGGAAGUAUUUACUUCUGAGAAGUUUUGGGAAGAGAUCACCUGACAAGGCUCUGCCUGGGCCACACUGAGUUUAGGCUUCUAUUCUGAUUCCUGAGAGUUGUGUGCUGGCCUUCUGUCAAACGCUGGCUUCUUGUGUUCUCUGCUUUAACCCACUCUGGGCUGUGAGCUUGAAGGGUGGGAUGGUGCUAGAGUUUGGAUGGAGACCAAAGCGCACAGAAGAAAUCCUUUUCCAAAGUUGACCCCAUUUGCAGCAUUCUGAGAUUGAUGCUACUCUAUAGUGAUCACAGCCAAGGUUAAGUAGCCCAUCUGAUUUGAAGGUGCACUUGCUCCUAGUCACUCUGAAGACUGCCUGCUUUAGCCAUUUCCCCUACUUCCAGUUCUCCCACCUGCCACCCACUGCUGCCUUCUCUGGAAGAUCACACCAGACCUUCAUAGCCCUCAAGCAUUUUUGCCCCCAGGAAGUUUAGUAAUUGAGUAUAAAUUAGAAUUAGGGGUUAUAGCACAAAUACUCCAGCCCAUCCUGAGACAACAGACUAAUAUCCCUUAAAUUGCCUGAAAUUCUGAGUUCUUCAUUACAGAUAGCUACUGUCCAAGAUUAAAAAAAAGCUUGAGUUACCUGCCCAGACAGACCAGUUCACUGGAUUUAGGACCUUUACAGCAGAAGGUGAGGGUGGGGGCAAGUGAUCCCCUGCUUCAAUUUACCUCUGCUUUGCUUUGGUAUUUUAAGGGGACCCUCCCCCCCACCUUGGCUAAACGCAGAGGCUCUGAAAUGGAAUGAAUUACUCCUACAGACCUGUAGAUUUGGCCCAUAGAAUUUUAGAAAAAAUUGGAUUUUAUGGUAGUUAAAAGUUCAGGAAUUUGACACAAAAAUUUGGACUGCUGGCUUCUCUGGAAAUAAGUUCAAAAUGAAAUGCAGUGGACCUGCAAUUCAGGGAUCAUAUGCCCUUGUGGCAAUCGGUCUUUCCCCUGUAGCAAGGUCCCAACAAGUGAAAUUGGUGACUACUUGCAUACCACAGCUGCUGCUACUUGGGAUUAUUGUGAAGACUACAGGAGAGAGGAGAUACAUGGGGAAUGAAAUUUAAGCCAGGGCUUCAAGUUAGAGGGGUGAGGGUAGAGCAGGGCAGUAUAAGGUGGAGCAGAAGUGCUCAUGCUCAGGUGAGAAUUCUGGAGAAUCAAAAUGUCCAAACAAGAAGGAAGCAGGUUAUAUGGUUCACUGGUUCCCAAUAAGUGAUGAUGUCACCUCCUGUCAUGCCCUCCAGUAACAAUGGAGAAUCUUAGGUUUUCUGCCCUCAUCCCCCACAGAGUCUAGUAGGCUAUUUACACAAGGAUGGAGUUAACACUUGGAUUCCUGGGGCCAACUCCAGACCACUGGGACCCGGUGAUCUGCAUAUUGACAAACUGGUUAUUCCCAUGCAACAAUAUUUGAGAAACACUGUCUUAAAGAGGGGAAUAUAGGUUUCGUAAAUAUGAGUUAUUUGAAAACCCCCAUGUGAAUCUCAUGCACUCCACUAGGGAACGGGAGCAAGUUUUCCAAUUAAGAGUAAUUAAUAGUAUUUUCAAUAUAUAAGGAAAAUGAGGUCAAGAGGAUAGAGGAAUACCAUUUUUGAGUGCUAACUAUGCCAGACAUAAGCAGAAGCUUGAGAGUUGCCUAACUGUGCUUCAUAACUAUCUGGUAGAUACUAUUAACCUAAUUUUAUAACUGAGGAAACAGGCACAGAGAGGCCAAGUAACUUACCCGAAGUUGGAUUCAGAUCCAAUAAUUCACAUUCUUCACUUUGACUAGUCAUUGUCCUCUGCUGUACCAGAGAAGAUGAAUGGAAAGGCUACCACCCACUACUGUUAGCUGUAUGUCCCAUCUGGGUCUCACCUUCCUAAUCCAUAAAAUAGUUGGGGGUGGGAUGCAUCAGAUGAUUUUCAAGAUACCAGAAAAUUACAUUUGUCCUCUUUUUUUACCCCCCUGACCACUGUUUCCAGAUGGGUUCAAACUGCAAAUGACUUGGUCUCUUUUCAUAAUCAUCUCUUACCAUUUUUUUUUUAACUUCUUAGUGCACCUUAGAUUCCCAAAUCUCUUGGGGGUAAAGAGUUCCUUAGCAAAGGACCCUCAGCAGACCAGUCCAAGAACUUAUGCUCAGAAAGAUGUGCCACCCACCCACAUUUAUUCUGCCUAAGUGCCCAGAGCUGGAGUCUCCCCAACAACCGCUCCCCCAACAAAGACAUGAUAGCUUAAUAUAUACUUAAAACAGCA
Manis javanica (Malayan pangolin) is the source of this 3561-nucleotide messenger RNA. RefSeq names its product OVCA2 serine hydrolase domain containing (gene OVCA2). Gene Ontology annotation, biological process: response to retinoic acid. The record is from RefSeq and is a predicted model, not a curated record. Gene Ontology annotation, cellular component: cytoplasm; nucleus. Gene Ontology annotation, molecular function: hydrolase activity. Lineage: Eukaryota; Metazoa; Chordata; Mammalia; Pholidota; Manidae.